UGGUGACGAACCCUCCCACCCUCUCUUGUCUUGCGACCAAAACUAGUUUCAAGACGACCGGGCGAAAAUAUUUUUCUUUCCCUUGAAGGAACGGAUGAUUGAGGCGUCAACUUCCCGACAUUUCCUCCGACAUCUCCCCUCUUUAGACAAAAGUUCGUGGAUCCUCCAAGAGUUUGGGAACUAAAGAUUGAUAGAAAGCCUCUUUUUUCUGUAGGUGGGAACUUUGAAAACAUGGAUUGGGGGACGGAUCUUUGGGACCAGUAUGAUGGUAUUGAUAAACACACCCAGUCAGGACUGGAUCUGGUGGACCGAUAUGUGAAGUUUGUCAGAGAACGGACCGAGAUAGAACAGAACUACGCCAAGCAACUCAGAAACCUCUCCAAGAAAUACCUUAAACGAGGCAGCAAGGAGGAGCAAGAGUGUGGGUUCACCAAUCACCAGUCAUUCCAGGACAUUGUGAAUGAGCUGAAUGACUAUGCGGGCCAGAGAGAGCUGAUAGCAGAGAACAUGAUGACUGGAAUCUGUGUAGAACUCACCAAAUACCUUCAGGACCUCAAACAAGAACGCAAAACAUACCUGGCCGAUGCCAAAAAAGCUCAACAGAACUUAGAGAUCAGUUUCAAACAGCUGGAGAAUACUAAGAGGCGUUUUGCCAAGGAGUGGGGAGAAGCAGAGAAAGCCACACAGCAAGCGGAGAAAAUUGAGAACGACACAAACGCUGUGAAAGCAGAUGUUGAGAAGGUGAAGCAGCAUGCCCAUGUGAAGACACACACAGCGGAGGAGUGCAGGAACGACUACGCCGCCCAGCUCCAGAAAUACAACAAGGAACAGAACACCUUCUACUACACAGAGAUACCGCAGCUGUUUAAUAAGCUGCAGGAUAUGGAUGAGCGGCGUAUCAGGUGCUUGGCAGAGGGCUACAGUCAGUUUGCUGAGGUAGAGAAGAAGGUUUUACCCAUCAUCACUAAAUGUCUGGACGGGAUCAGUAUGGCAGGGGGGAACACCAACGGUAAACAGGACUCCUUGCGGUUUAUAGAACAACACAAGUCAGGUUUUGAGCGACCGGCUGAAGUGGACUUUGAAGACUACAGCCAAGGUAUCAAACCAGCCUCCUCAGACGCCAACCUCAACCAACCUAAAAUACGCACUAAACUGUGGCCCUUCAGUCACAAGAAAACCAAGUUCCAGAGGAUAAAUGCUGACAAGCACAUGUCUCCAGCUGCUGAGGACUUCUCUCACCUGCCUCCAGAACAGAGGAAGAAGAGACUUCAGUCCAAGAUUGAUGACAUCACCAAGGAACUUCAAAAGGAGCUGGACCAGAGUGAGGCAUUAGAGAAGAUGAGAGGUGUUUAUGAACGGAACCCUCAGAUGGGAGACCCAGCCAGUCUAGAACCUCAGAUCACCCAGACCUCGCAGAACGUUGGACGACUCAGAGGACAACUCACCAAAUACGAGUCGUGGCUGGCUGAGGCUUUCAGAGGAGAUGAUUCUACCAACACUGCUGUCAACAACAAUCAAUACUGUUCCAUGUCAGCUGAUCCGUCUCAGAACAUCUACUCAGAGUUUGAUGAAGACUUUGAUGAAGAUGUGGAGACUCCUAUAGGAAAGGCUACUGCCCUCUACACCUUCCAAGGUUCCAGUCAAGGGACAGUGUCUAUAACAGAAGGCGAGCAGCUCAGUGUGAUGGAGAGUGAUAAAGGAGAUGGAUGGAUGAGGGUUCUACGAGCCAACGGAGAUGAAGGAUACAUCCCCUCAUCCUACGUCAAAUUCUAGACAAUAACACACACACACACACACACACAUGGAUACACCGAUUUAACACACACACAUGCGGACGGACGGACACACACUCCUUUCAGCCAAGGACUUCCAUUCUGUGUGUCUCUUACUCUCUCUACCUCUCCACUCUUCCUCUCUCUCUCUACCUCUACCCCUCUCUCUACCUCUCACUCUUCCU
Molecule: messenger RNA, 1957 nt
Organism: Oncorhynchus nerka (sockeye salmon)
Lineage: Eukaryota; Metazoa; Chordata; Actinopteri; Salmoniformes; Salmonidae
Product: cdc42-interacting protein 4 homolog
Exons: 15
Coding region: 232-1773 (513 amino acids)
Biological process (GO): signal transduction
Molecular function (GO): protein binding
Source: RefSeq, a predicted model, not a curated record